AUGAGCAUACGCCGGGGGAACAUGCGCGUGCAACUCAACAGGCCACCUCCGUGUGCUCUUCCUCACGCCCUGGGCUCUGAGCGGCUUCACCCACCUGGACCAGCGGUUGAGGAGGUGAGGAAGGGUGAGAAGGGUUGUAAUAGAUGCCUCUCCCUAUCCCACUCAACUCCUUCCUCUGCCGUUCCGUCUUCUCUAACAACUGCGCCUCCCAACUGCCCUCAACCCGCCCCUUUCUCUUCCCCUCUGCCAUCCUUGCUUUCCAGCCCCAAUCUCCUCCAACCAAACUCUCGCCAACCCCUGAACCUAAAAUUGGGUGCAGUGGAAGCAGCAGGGUGCAGCAAGACACGAGGCAGCAACGGUAUCGCUGCAGACAGAAUUGCUCUUGCUGGUUGGGGCAGAGCCAUGCUGGCAGCACAUGGGGAGGAGACUGCAGGAGUGGCAGCAGCAGCAGGCAUGGCAGCAGGGUAA
This is a messenger RNA of Closterium sp. Naga37s-1, 468 nucleotides long. The record is from the annotation of a GenBank genome assembly. NCBI's taxonomy places the organism in Eukaryota, Viridiplantae, Streptophyta, Zygnematophyceae, Desmidiales, Closteriaceae.